CGGAAUAUUUGAUUGAAUUCCAACAUAGUGAGUUGGCCAAAGUAGUGUUUUUUGUUUUGAAUUAUAUUUAAGGCAUUUAAGUGAUGCUCGAUCUAUUUACGAUCUUCACCAAGGGUGGAAUUGUUCUAUGGUGCUUUCGUAACACCAAAGAGCUGUUUGUACCAUCGGUUAAUGCAUUAAUCCGCAAUGUUUUGAUGCAAGAACGUACUGGAAGUAAUUCUUACGAUCACAAUCACUUGACAUUACAAUAUAAACUAGAUAAUGAAUUCGAGUUGGUGUUUGUGGUUGCGUUCCAGAAGAUCCUUCAGCUCGCAUACAUCGAUAAAUUCUUAUCUGACAUACAUUUGGAGUUUCGUGACAAAUACAAGAAUGACUUAAGAAAACAAGGAAGAGAGUUUAAUAAUUUCGACUUUCUGGAAAAUUUCACACGGUUGCUUAAAGAAGCUGAAGCUUGGGGUCGUGAGCAAGCAACCAUUCCACGUCAGAUGAGAACAUUUGAACAAUCAAAUAAGUCUAAGAAAACUGUUGCAUCGAUGAUUGAACGUAAGGGCGACACAAGUCAAUUCCAAAACAAGAAGUCAGUCAAAAUUGUUGAAACACAAAAAGUUAGUCAUGAAGUAGAAGAAGAAAAGAAUGGGAAUACUGAAGAUGUAAUUCAGGCUAAUCGUAAGAAGAUGAUUGAGAGAUUGGGAAAAAAAUCUGAUAAGAAAAAGCCACAAAAGUCUCCAGGUGAUCAGGAAAAGAAAAAGCAAAAAAAUGCACGAGUUUGGGAACUCAAUGGAAAUGCAAAAGAUGCAAUUGAGUUGGAUCGUUCGAAGGAUCGACCAGAAGAUGUUAGAAGUGAUUUUACUAACAAUGACCGAAUGGUCGGUCAAUUAGUUGGAAAUGUUCGAGAUUUGGAAGUUGAAGAAUCUUCAUCCGAAGAUGAAAACGAUAGCUCUGAAGAGGAUGAAGUAGAAAUCAGGAAAAAUGUUACAUCUCAACGAACUUCAACACAAACAUCAAAAAAAAGUCGUGGAAUGUUCGCUAUGUUUAAAGGUCUUGUUGGAUCAAAAUCAAUCACAAUGGAAGACAUGCAACCAGCUCUUGAUAAAUUACGUGAUCAUUUGAUUAUGAAAAAUGUGGCAACAGACAUCGCCCAAAAGCUUUGUACUUCAGUUGGAGCGAAAUUAGAAGGAAAAGUUUUGGGAACAUUUGACACCAUAGCAGCCACUGUUAAGUCAACAUUGAACGAUUCUCUCGUUCAAAUAUUGUCGCCUAAGCGAAGAGUUGAUAUUUUACGCGACUGUUUGGAAGCUAAAAAGAAUCAACGACCAUAUGUCAUGACAUUUUGUGGAGUCAAUGGAGUUGGAAAAUCAACGAAUUUGGCAAAGAUUUGUUUCUGGUUGAUUGAAAAUAAUUUGAAUGUUUUAAUAGCAGCUUGCGAUACUUUUCGUGCUGGUGCUGUUGAACAGCUUCGAACACAUACUCGUCAUCUGAAUGCUUUGCACCCUAGAGAAAAGCAUGGAGGAAGAGAAAUGGUUCAAUUAUACGAGAAAGGAUAUGGCAAAGAUGCAGCUGGUAUUGCUAUGGAAGCCAUAAGAUUUGCAAAAGAAGCUUGCAUUGAUAUUGUUUUAGUCGAUACUGCUGGACGUAUGCAAGACAAUGAACCAUUGAUGAGAGCCCUGGCAAAGCUGAUCAAAGUUAAUGAACCUGAUCUUGUUUUGUUUGUAGGUGAAGCUUUAGUUGGAAAUGAGGCCGUUGAUCAGUUGGUAAAAUUCAACCAGGCUCUUGCUGAUUAUUCUGCCAUGGAAAAUCCACACGUCAUUGAUGGAAUUGUUUUGACGAAAUUUGAUACCAUCGAUGAUAAGGUCGGAGCUGCAAUUUCAAUGACUUACAUAACAGGACAGCCAAUUGUAUUUGUUGGAACUGGUCAAACUUACACUGAUUUGAAAGCUUUAAAUUCUAAAGCUGUUGUUCAAGCAUUGAUGAAAUGAUUUUCUCUCAUUUAACAUUUCAUACAUUUUUCUGUAAUUUUCUUAAGAACUUCCAAUACGGGGAGGUCAACGAACCAGAGUAAAUUAAUAAAACUAUUGGGAUAUUUUGUUUGAUGGUUAAAA
Clunio marinus is the source of this 2099-nucleotide messenger RNA. The record is from the annotation of a GenBank genome assembly. NCBI's taxonomy places the organism in Eukaryota, Metazoa, Arthropoda, Insecta, Diptera, Chironomidae.